Messenger RNA from Gossypium raimondii (Peruvian cotton), 5156 nucleotides. RefSeq lists its product as uncharacterized. The record is from RefSeq and is a predicted model, not a curated record. Lineage: Eukaryota; Viridiplantae; Streptophyta; Magnoliopsida; Malvales; Malvaceae. Gene Ontology annotation, molecular function: ATP binding; protein kinase activity. Gene Ontology annotation, biological process: recognition of pollen; protein phosphorylation. The transcript is spliced from 16 exons. The coding region runs from base 16 to 5115 and encodes 1699 amino acids.
UUCUGGGAAGAGAUUAUGGGAAAAACUAUUAGCUGCUCUGUUUUACUAUCUUUAAUAUCUUGCUUUUACUUGCUAUUUGCCACUGCUUUAGACACCAUAACACCAUCAAAAUCCAUCAAAGACCCUGAAUUUAUAAUCUCCCAGAAUGGUAUUUUCCGAUUGGGAUUCUUCAGCUUGGCUAACUCCAGCAAUCGUUAUGUAGGGAUAUUGUACCAUCAAAUCCCCGUACAAACUGUUGUAUGGGUGGCAAAUAGAAACAGGCCUCUCAAAGACUCUUCUGGGAUUCUCAACAUAUCAGAUGAUGGCAACCUUAUUGUUUUGAAUGGCAAAACUGAGAUUCUCUGGUCAUCAAAUGUCACCAAUACAGCUCCUAGUGCAACAACUGCCCAGCUUUCAAACUUAGGAAACCUCGUUCUCAGUAAUGGUGACGAUGCAGGAAGCAGCUUAUGGGAGAGUUUUCAACACCCUUGUAAUGUCUUCCUUCAAACUAUGAAGAUCGGCGUUGAUAUAAAAACGGGUCGUAAAGUGGAGCUGAAAUCAUGGAAAAGCAUUGAUGAUCCAUCUGAUGGUAACUUUUCUCUUGGUUUUGAGCCUUUCAACAUCCCAGAGCUUGUCAUUCGGAAGUAUAACCAGCUCUAUUUUCGGACCGGUCCGUGGAAUGGGAAUAUCUUUAUUGGCAUAAUAUAUAUGUACACCGUCAAUUUUGAUGGGUUUGAUGUUGUUGCAGAUAAUCCACAACAACCGUACUAUAUCACUUAUGAAUAUUCUAAUGACUUUAGGUUGAUAUACUAUGAAUUAGAUACUCAGGGAAAAUUCAUUGAACGGAGAUGGGAUGCGGAGAAAGGGAACUGGAUAAACAGGUACCCUAGUCAUGAAACAGAUUGUGAUGUUUACGGAAUCUGUGGGGCAUUUGGAAUAUGUGAUUCAUCGAAACGACCCAUUUGCAGUUGCUUAAAGGGGUUUAAGCCUAGGAAUGCAGAGGAAUGGAGUAGAGGUAAUUGGAGUAGUGGGUGUUUUAGGAAUACCCCUUUGCAGUGCCAAAGAGAUAACAACAAUGGCAGUGGAGCAGGCCAAGGUGACGAUGAGUUUUUGGAGAUGCAGAUGAUGAAAGUGCCGACAUUUCCGUACCGGUCAUCAAUAGUUAACGGUGACUGCAAAAAUGAAUGCAUGAAGAAUUGUUCGUGCGUGGCUUAUGCGUAUGAUGAUGGCAUUGGUUGCAUGUUGUGGAGUGGAGAUUUGAUUGAUGUCAAGAAACUCUCCAGUCUCGGAGUCGAUCUUUACAUUCGUCUGUCUUCUUCGGAACUGGAUAAAGGGAAAAGUAGAAAGGUCAUUGUUAUUACAACAGUAAUUGCGGGCAUAGUAGUUAUUACAAUUUCUGCAGUACUCUUCUUAUGGUGUAGGAUGGCUAAACAUAAAGGCAGGAAUAAAAAACAAAAACAGGUCAAACACCAAAUUUGUAGGGAAAAUAUAGGAGAAAAUUCAAUUGGAGUUAAACUCCAGCAGCUGCCCAUAUUCAAUUUUGAAGAACUUGCCACCGCGACAAACAACUUCAAUCACGCAGAAAAGCUAGGGCAGGGUGGUUUCGGUCAAGUUUAUAGGGGAACAUUAGAUGGUGGGAAGGAAAUAGCAGUAAAAAGAUUGUCGAAAUCUUCGGUGCAAGGAUUGGAAGAAUUUAUGAAUGAAAUGGUGGUGAUCUCUAAGCUUCAACAUCGAAAUCUGGUAAGAUUGCUUGGCUGUUGUGUUGAAGGAGAAGAGAAGAUGCUCGCCUACGAAUAUAUGCCCAACAAAAGUUUGGACGCUUUUCUCUUUGAUCCAGCUAAACAAGAUGUUUUGGAUUGGAGAAAACGAUUCAACAUUAUUGAAGGGAUUAGUCGAGGAUUGCUUUAUUUACAUAGAGAUUCAAGACUAAAGAUUAUACAUAGAGAUCUGAAAGCAAGUAAUAUUUUACUCGAUGAAGAAUUAAACCCAAAAAUUUCGGAUUUUGGGAUGGCUAGGAUUUUCGGAGGCAAUCAAAAUCAAGCUAAAACUAAAAGGGUUGUUGGAACUUAUGGUUAUAUGUCUCCUGAGUAUGUAAUGCGAGGGCAAUUUUCAGAGAAAUCAGAUGUAUUCAGUUUUGGAGUUCUAUUGCUAGAGAUUGUUAGCGGAAGAAGAAACACAAGCUUUUGCAACGAUCAGUAUGCACUUAGCCUCUUGGGAUAUGCAUGGAAAUUGUGGAGGGAAGGCGAUAUUCGUGACAUAGUAGACAAAGUGAUUUUAGAGUCAGAAACAUAUUCAAAGAAUGAAAAUGAAAAAGAAAUAUGGAGAUGCAUACAUGUUGGUUUGCUAUGUGUUCAAGAAUUUGCUAAAGAUAGGCCCACUAUGCCUACCGUUGUUUCAAUGCUUAAUAGUGAGAUUUCAGAUCUUAACACUCCAAAACAACCUGCUUUCACUGAAGCACCACUAAUGAGUCAUGAUGUUGAAGAUAAGGUUUCACUUAAUGAUGUAACUCUUACAAACCUUGAUGGAUCUGUAUCUUCCACCUUCUUUGCUUGGCAAAUUAAGAAAGACCAACUUAAGCUCCAAGCAAGUCUAGUGGGUUCUUGUAAGAUAAUCACUUCCAAGUUCUGCACCAGUUACACGGUCAUGGGGAAAACUAUUAGCUGCUCUGUUUUAGUAGCUUUAAUAUCUUGUUUUUACUUACAGCUGCAAUUUGGCACUGCUUCACACACUAUAACAGCAUCAAAAUCCAUCAAAGACCCUGAUGUUAUAAUCUCCCAGAAUGGUGUUUUCCGAUUGGGAUUCUUCAGCUUGCCUAACUCCAGCAAUCGUUAUGUAGGGAUAUUGUACCAUCAAAUCCCCCUACAAACUGUUGUAUGGGUGGCAAACAGAAACAGGCCUCUCAAAGGCUUUUCUGGGAUUCUCACCAUAUCAGGUGAUGGCAACCUUGUUGUUUCCAAUGGAAAAGCUGAGAUUCUUUGGUCAACAAAUGUUACGAAUUUGGUUCCUAAUGCAACAACUGCACAACUUUUAGACUCUGGAAACCUUGUCCUCAAUAACGGUGAGAAUGGAGGAAGCAGCAUCUUAUGGGAGAGUUUUCAACACCCUUCUAAUGUAUUCCUUCAAACUAUGAAGAUCAGCACUGAUGUAAAAACGGGUCGUAAGGUGCAGACGAGAUCAUGGAAAAGCCCUGAUGAUCCAUCUGAUGGCAACUUUUUUCAAGGCAUUGAACCUUUCAGCAUCCCGGAGGGUGUCAUUUGGAACAAUAACCAGAUAUAUUUUCGGACCGGCCCAUGGAAUGGUCGUAUCUAUAUUGGUUUAAUACAUGUUAAUAGAGUUUAUUUUGAUGGGUUUUAUGUGGUUGCAGAUGAUGUAGAAAAAACUUAUUACGAAACUUACGAAUAUUCUACUGACUCUAGGUUGAUAUACUAUGAAUUAGAGUCUGAAGGAAGAUUCGUUGAACGAAUAUGGGACGCGGGGAAAGGGGAAUGGAUAAACGGGUACUCCAGUUAUCUAACAGAUUGUGAUUUUUAUGGAAAGUGUGGGGCAUUUGGAAUCUGCGAUUCAACGAAACGACCCAUUUGCAGUUGUUUGAAAGGAUUUAAGCCUAGGAAUAUAGAGGAAUGGAGUCGAGGUAAUUGGAGUAGUGGGUGUUUUAGGACUACCCCUUUGCACUGCCAAAGAUAUGACAACAAUGGAAGUGAAGCAGGCCAAGGAGAUGAUGGGUUUUUAAAGCUGAAGAAGGUGAAAGUGCCCGCAUUUCCAGACCAGUCAUCAAUAACUAACGGCGAAUGCAAAGAUCAAUGCAUGAAGAAUUGUUCCUGCGUGGCUUAUGCGUAUGAUGCUGGCAUUGGUUGCAUGUUAUGGAGUGGAGAUUUGAUUGAUGUCCAGAAAUUCUCUAAUCGGGGAGUCGAUCUUUACAUUCGUCUGCCAUCGUCGGAACUUGAUAAAGGGAAUAGUGAGAUAAUUGUUAUUACAACAGUAAUUUCAGGCAUGGUGGUGAUUAUAAUAAUUUCUGCACUCUUCUUAUUGCGUAGAAUGGGUCAACAAAGAGGAAGUAAUAAAAGGCGGGCACAGAUCAAAGGCAAAUUUCAUAGUGAAAAUAUGGGAGAAAGUUCAAUCGGUGUUAAACUCCAGCAGCUUCCACUAUUCAAUUUCGAAGAACUUGCCACCGCGACCAACAACUUCCAUCCCCAAAAAAAGCUAGGGCAGGGUGGUUUUGGUCCGGUUUACAAGGGAACAUUAGAUGAUGGAAAGGAAAUAGCAGUGAAGAGAUUGUCGAAAGCUUCGGGGCAAGGUUUGGAAGAAUUUAUGAACGAAGUGGUGGUUAUUUCUAAGCUCCAACAUCGAAAUCUGGUUAAAUUGUUUGGAUGUUGUGUUGAAGCAGAAGAGAAGAUGCUCGUCUACGAGUUUAUGCCCAACAAAAGUUUGGAUUCUUUUCUAUUCGAUCCCGUUAAACAAAAACUUUUGGAUUGGAGAAAACGCUUUAAUAUUAUUGAAGGGAUCAGUCGAGGAUUGCUUUAUCUUCAUAGAGAUUCAAGAUUGAAAAUUAUACACAGAGAUCUAAAAGCAAGUAAUGUUUUACUUGACCAAGAGCUAAACCCAAAAAUUUCAGAUUUUGGGAUAGCCAGGAUCUUUGGAGGUGACGAAAAUCAAGCCAACACUAAAAGGGUUGUUGGAACUUAUGGUUAUAUGUCUCCUGAGUAUGUAAUGCAUGGGCGAUUUUCAGAGAAAUCUGACGUGUUCAGCUACGGAGUUCUACUAUUGGAGAUUGUUAGUGGAAGAAGAAACAAAAGCUUUUACAACAAGGAUGACCUUAGCCUCUUGGGAUAUGUCUGGAAAUUAUGGAAUGAAGGCAACAUUUGGGACUUAGUAGGCAAGGUGAUUUCAAAGUCCGAAUCAGAUUUAAAGAAUAAGAAAGAAAUAUGGAGAUGCAUACAUGUUGGAUUGCUAUGCGUUCAAGAAUAUGCUAAAGAUAGACCCACUAUGUCUACUAUUGUUUCAAUGCUUAAUAGUGAGAUUUCAGAUCUUAACACUCCAAAACAACCUGCUUUCACUCAAGCACUAUUAAUUAGCAAUGAUUUUGAAGAUUGUGUUUCAUUUAAUGAUGUAACUCUGACGGGUUUUGAUGGUCGAUAAAGAUACAAAUUAAUUAUUUGUAGUGUUUACAAUUAAAGUUC